GGAGUUGAGGCCCGGCCCGGCGAAGCGCUAGGGGAGUCUUGUGGCCACCGCGGGAGAAGACUGAAGAGCCGGCGUCCGCGGGCCGGGCCUGCCCGCAGCUUCCUGCCUGCUCUCGCGCCUCCCGCAUGGUGCGGGCUGCUAGCUGAGCGGCGGCGAGGCGUGGCGGACGCGUCGCCUGGCGUCCAGGUUUCCAGUCGCCGCCGCCUCUUCCUGCGGCGCCCGUGCGUGGCCGGCUCGGCGGGCGGGAUGGCGGUCGCGGCCCGGGGAAGCGGCUGCUCUUCGGCGCCUCAGCUUCUUGUGCUCCUCUUGGUUCCGCUGCUCUGGGCUCCGGCAGGGGCCCGGGCCGGCUCCGACGCAGACCUUAGCCACCGGAACGACAACCCCCCGGCGCCCGCCCAGCAGCUGCAGGCGCAGCCUGUAGCCGUGCAGGGACCCGAGCCGGCCCGGGCGGAGAAAGGAUUUACACCAGCUGCCCCAAUUCAUGCCAAUAAAGAAGAUCCAGCUACUCAAACUAAUUUAGGAUUUAUUCAUGCGUUUGUCGCAGCCAUAUCCGUCAUCAUUGUAUCUGAACUGGGUGACAAGACAUUUUUCAUAGCAGCCAUCAUGGCCAUGCGCUAUAACCGGCUGACUGUGCUGGCUGGUGCCAUGCUGGCCUUGGCCCUCAUGACGUGCUUGUCAGUUUUGUUCGGCUAUGCCACCACAGUCAUCCCCAGGGUGUAUACAUACUAUGUUUCAACUGCAUUAUUUGCCAUUUUUGGCAUUAGAAUGCUUCGAGAAGGCUUAAAGAUGAGUCCAGAUGAGGGUCAAGAGGAAUUGGAAGAAGUUCAAGCAGAAUUAAAGAAGAAAGAUGAAGAAUUUCAACGAACCAAACUCCUAAAUGGCCCAGGAGAUGUUGAAGUGGGGGCAAGCACAACGAUACCUCAGAAAAAGUGGCUGCAUUUUAUUUCACCAAUUUUUGUUCAAGCUCUUACAUUAACUUUCUUAGCAGAAUGGGGAGAUCGCUCUCAACUCACAACAAUUGUUUUGGCAGCUAGAGAGGAUCCUUGUGGUGUAGCUGUGGGUGGAACAGUGGGGCACUGCUUAUGCACUGGAUUGGCAGUAAUUGGAGGAAGAAUGAUAGCACAGAAAAUCUCUGUCAGAACUGUGACAAUCAUAGGAGGCAUCGUCUUUUUGGCAUUUGCGUUUUCUGCACUAUUUAUAAGUCCUGAUUCUGGUUUUUAACAAUUUGUUCAUCUGUAUUUAGUAUAAGAUAGUAGCUUGCUGUACAUAGUGUAUACAACUAAAGAUAAUGGAAAAUACUGUAUUUUGUAGCACUGAUUUGUUUGACCCACUUAAUGAAAUUACUAUGUCCAAAAAAGAUGAUCAUUGAUUUUAUACACAGAACGGAUUUUUAAAAGAAACCUGACUUGUAAGUAUGGAUUUUUCUCCAAUGUAAUGAUGUUAACAUAUGGCCCCUUUUGUUUGGUGUAAUAUGGAACCAUGGUGCACUGGGGUCU
Molecule: messenger RNA, 1496 nt
Organism: Octodon degus (degu)
Lineage: Eukaryota; Metazoa; Chordata; Mammalia; Rodentia; Octodontidae
Gene: Tmem165
Product: transmembrane protein 165
Exons: 6
Coding region: 247-1221 (324 amino acids)
Biological process (GO): Golgi calcium ion transport; calcium ion transmembrane transport; Golgi calcium ion homeostasis
Cellular component (GO): Golgi apparatus
Molecular function (GO): calcium ion transmembrane transporter activity; manganese ion transmembrane transporter activity
Source: RefSeq, a predicted model, not a curated record